UUGCGUUUACAUUCGACCGCGUCAGCGACUUUGAUACUCUUGACUAUUUUGUUUACUCAUACUUGUUAGGACUUCUUUGGUAAAAUCCUGAUAUAUAUAGACUGUCUUGUAGUAAAUUGGCACAUUCAUCUCAAGUGCUAGGAAGGGAUAUCUGAAAAUCUAAACAUGAAGAGCAUCCUAGUUCUGUGCUUGUUGGUCGCGGCUGUCUCCUGCAGACCAGAGAGUUACGACACUAGAUAUGACAACUUUGAUGUUGAAGCCUUGGUCGGCAACGUUCGACUGCUGACUGCGUACGGUCACUGCUUCCUUGGCAAUGGACCUUGCACUCCAGAGGGAAGUGCUUUUAAAAAAACCAUCCCCGACGCUCUUAGGACCGGCUGUGGCAAAUGUUCACCGAAACAGCGUCACUUGAUCCGUGUCGUUGUACAAGGCUUCCAAAAUAAGACCCCAGCCCUUUGGCAGGACCUGGUGAAGAAGCAGGACCCCAACGGACAGUACAAAGAAAUCUUCACCAGGUUCUUGAACGGCAGAAGAAGCAAAAUGAAGUACAUAUUAGUGGCUCUCGUUGUAACCAUAGCUGUGGUGGACGCUCAAGAAACGUAUGGGACCGAAUAUGAUAAUGUAAAUGGAGAAGCUAUCGUUUCUGAUGACAAACAGUUCCAAGGUUUCGUUGACUGUUUCACGGGCGCUGCUCCUUGCAACGAGCCUGCUGCUGCUUUCAAAAGGGUUUUACCUGAAGCGAUUGUACAGGCUUGUGGCAAAUGUAAUCCAGCACAGAAGCACUUAGUAAGGCUUUUCUUAGAAGCCUACUCGAAGAAAAGGCCACAAGAGUACGAAAAGUUCAAAGAUUUAUUUGAUCCUGAAAGGAAAUACUUUCCCAAAUUCGAAGCUUCCGUUGCCGGGUUUUAAGCUACGAGAUAAUUGAAAAAUAUUAUUAUAAAUGAUUUAGUUUUAAUUGCUUACUUACUAUUAAAAACA
This is a messenger RNA of Spodoptera litura, 978 nucleotides long. RefSeq names its product chemosensory protein 8 (gene CSP8). The record is from RefSeq and is a predicted model, not a curated record. NCBI's taxonomy places the organism in Eukaryota, Metazoa, Arthropoda, Insecta, Lepidoptera, Noctuidae.